UUAUUUUGAAGGUAGCGCGUUCGUCCUCGGCGUGCUUGUCUGCUUGCUACAAGCGCUCUGUGAUCUGCGGUGUUGGCUUGUAAGCACUAAUCAGUAUUGAGAAACGGGUCAUCAUAAGCUCGCCGCAGUAGCAAAGGUAGCUCGAGCGAGGUACAGAACAGGCUCUGUCUGUCAUUGUCAUUCUCCGUUUGCCAGCGAGAGCCAUCGCAAUGUCCGACGACUCUGAAAAGCCUCCGGAGCCGACAGGCAAGGGCCGAUCGGGAGCUCUCAUCGUCAGUUCUCGACAGAAGGGAAACCCGCUGCUCAAAAGCGUCCGCAGCGUACCGUGGGAGUUUGGAGACAUCGAACCCGACUACGUUCUGGGCCAGACGACGUGCGCGUUGUACCUCAGCUUACGCUACCACCAGCUGUUCCCCGGUUACAUCCACAGCCGGCUGCGCUCCUUGGGUCGUGCCUUCGAGCUGCGCCUGCUCCUGGUACAAGUGGACGUGGCCGAUCCACAUCCCAGUCUUCGUGAACUUUCUCAGGUGUCCCUGCUGGCCGACUGCACCAUGUUGCUGGCAUGGAGUGCUGAAGAAGCCGGACGCCAUCUUGAGACGUACAAGGCUCUGGAGGCCAAGCCUGCCGACGCCCUUAUGGAGAGGCAAGAAGGAGACACAUUAUCAAAACUGACGGAUGCGAUCUCCUCGGUGCGGUCUUUAAAUCGACCGGAUGCAGUGGCCCUGCUCAGUUCUUUUGGGAGCCUUGAGCGCCUGGCCGCGGCCUCUGAGCAGGAGCUGAUCUUGCAGCCAGGUUUGGGACCCCACAAGGCUCGCCGACUUCACGAAGUCCUGCACCAGCCCUUCAUGCACUCCUAGGCCAGUUCCUCAUAAGCCUGCAGUGAAAGGCCAGCUCAGCGCCGCAAACAUUCGAGACCACCAAGAACAAACUCUAGAACUCACCUUGUGACACUGGGCGGCCAGGCUGGCAAAGGCGGGCCGCGCUGCCGGUGCAGGCGGUGCUUUGCCGAGGCCGGACUCCCACAGGAUCUGCGCCAACUCGGCAGCGUGGCCCUGUGAUGUGGCAGAGAGGACUCGUUGUCGUGGCUUUCACGGUCGCCAGCGAGUGUGGCCGCUAAGGCCUUUGAUAGCAGCAGCAAAGACCAUGCUUUCACAUCUUUGGCAGUACCACUUGCCCCUUUCUACUAGAAGUAAAUGUGGCCUUAUGCUAUGCAGGGCUGUGACAUGACCGACCUGUGUUUUUCGUCUUGUUUUUUUUUUGUUCACAUAAAAAUUUCUUGCAAACUUGCUCUGCUGUGUCCCACAACAUGACUGAAGGGUUGAAGGGACACUAAAGUCAAAUAAUUUACGUCAGAGGGAAAGCUCAAUGUGUGAGAACAUCUAAAACCAUAAUAUAUCAACAGCAGUGCUCUACUUGCUAAGAAAUUAAGGUAAAUGCACGAAAACGCAUGUGCUACGUGUAGGACAUUCGCAAGAUGAUCCCGAUGACGUGAGAGGUACCGCCUACAAUUGAUCAUUAAUUAUUGAAACAGCUGCACUAAAUAAAGUACCUUCCAUGCAUCAAGAGACGCAAUAAAA
This is a messenger RNA of Rhipicephalus microplus (southern cattle tick), 1577 nucleotides long. It is a transcript of the gene Ercc1, whose product is annotated as DNA excision repair protein Ercc1. Gene Ontology annotation, molecular function: damaged DNA binding; single-stranded DNA binding. Gene Ontology annotation, biological process: mitotic recombination; UV-damage excision repair. The record is from RefSeq and is a predicted model, not a curated record. NCBI's taxonomy places the organism in Eukaryota, Metazoa, Arthropoda, Arachnida, Ixodida, Ixodidae. Gene Ontology annotation, cellular component: ERCC4-ERCC1 complex; nucleotide-excision repair factor 1 complex; nucleus.